This is a messenger RNA of Nicotiana tabacum (common tobacco), 675 nucleotides long. RefSeq lists its product as uncharacterized. The record is from RefSeq and is a predicted model, not a curated record. Lineage: Eukaryota; Viridiplantae; Streptophyta; Magnoliopsida; Solanales; Solanaceae.
GUGAGGGUUUUGAACAUAAACCUCAAACACCAGCCGGGUGAGGAAAAAGUUUGCUGCAUCUGAAUGCACUUACAAAUAAAAGCUUAAUCCACAGGAAGUCACAAAAAUGGCGUGGAGGCAAAUUCUAUUUUUCAACAGAAGAUUAAUCUCAGCACCUUCAAACUCGUCGGUGCCAACUGGGUUCGCUAGCUUUUCGUCCAAAUCCAAUCCUUACAUAGUAAAGGUAGGGAUACCAGAGUUCUUGAAUGGAGUGGGAAAGGGAGUAGAGACCCACGUUGAGAAGCUAGAGUCUGAGAUUGGAGAUUUCUCGAAGCUUCUUCUUACUCGCACCCUUAAGCUCAAGAAACUUGGCAUCCCUUGUAAACAUAGGAAGCUGAUAUUGAAGUACACCCACAAAUAUAGGCUGGGACUUUGGAGGCCCAGAGCUGAGCCUGUGAAAGCCUAAUAAAUCAUUUGGUUUUGGUCCUUUUAGUGAAGAAAAACAUUCUGCUCUUAUGUUCAUGUUUUGAACUUCUUGGAUGGAAAUUGGUCACAAGGCAGCCAACUGCAUCAGGGGGCCCAUGUUAGGGACUGUUUUUGAUCAGUGAAGUGAGAAUUUGGGAUUUGCAUUAUAAACAUACACUAAUAACAAAUGCCCUCUUUAUUUUACUUCUAUCAAGACUUGUUAAUUAACUA